UUGGAAAAUGCUUUUGGCAUUCUUUUAGUUCGAUUUCGUGUGCGGACGUCGACUGACAGACGGCUCCAAGAAUUCAGCCGGGAAAUCGGGGAAAAUCAAGAAACAAAACUCGGGGAAAAUUGGCAACGCGUGUUUACAUUUUUAUUUCCUACGUGCUGAGACCAAAAUAAAAAUAUAAAAUAAAACUCAUUUAUAUGGUUGAAGACACUCAUUUAUUUAUAUUCAAAAUAUAUACUAUAUUUUCUUAUACAAAGCACACAGUUUUGUGUGUUUAAACCUCGUGCGGAUCGUUUCAAUUGCGCCGAGCAGAGAGCUAUAAAUAAGCCCGCCACUUGAAUUAUUUUCCAUAAAACCAUCAAAUACAACAAAUUCCAAUCACCAGCGAGAAAGGUGGCAAACCGAUUUUCCUCCCAUCAACAAUGCAGCAUUAUUUACUUUUGUUUGGCGCGCUCAUCUCGCUGCUGGCCUCAGCUUACGCCAUCAAGUGCUAUGCCUGCGAAUCCGUCUACGAGGCUAGUUGCGGCGACGACUUCGAAGUCGAGAACCAUUUCAAAUACGACUGCGCCUUCAUUGCUCCACCGCGAUUCCUGGAGAACGAUCUGCUCAGCGUGAAUGCCACGGCCUGUUUGAAACGGGUGUUCAAGGAAAACGGCGUGCGUAAGAUCGUCAGAGGCUGCUACUUUGGCGAGGUAAAUGCCACCGAUGUGUGGUGCAAAAUGGACCCCACCCUGUCGGCGGUGCAGAACUCAAGUUGUCAUGUGUGCGACAGCGAGAACUACUGCAACGGAUCGGAAAGGCAUCCAGCGGAUAAAUGGAAAAUCUUCGCCAGCCUGGUCUUGUUUCUCUUGGCAACUCAACUAAUGUGAGGCGACAGGAGACGAAGUGGAAAUGUGGAAAUGUGGAGCGUGAAAUGAACAUUAAAAGGCACAGUAGCUUAAGUAAACCUAGUUCAAUUUAGAUGUAUUCCCAAGGCCCAGAACUAUCAAUUAGUAGAGCACACUAUCCACAAAACCGUUUAGCCAAAUCUGCCCGCCCCACUGUAUUAAUGGCUAAUCAACGCCGAACAUGGCGUAUGAGCAACAUCAGCGCACCGAAAUGAGCCGAAAAGCUGGCAAACAAAUUUCGAACGAUCCAAAUACAAGCUAAUAAAAACUAAUUUUACACAGAA
Messenger RNA from Drosophila sechellia, 1168 nucleotides. RefSeq lists its product as uncharacterized. The transcript is spliced from 3 exons. NCBI's taxonomy places the organism in Eukaryota, Metazoa, Arthropoda, Insecta, Diptera, Drosophilidae. Gene Ontology annotation, biological process: regulation of synaptic transmission, cholinergic; positive regulation of voltage-gated potassium channel activity; sleep. The coding region runs from base 420 to 866 and encodes 148 amino acids. The record is from RefSeq and is a predicted model, not a curated record.